GUGAAGCUUGCCGGCAGAGGCUGGGACCCAAAGCCUGGAGGAUACGGCGGAGUUUGCUGCAACAACACACACACAGAAAGCUGCUCAGAGAGAAAAUAAACAACAACAAAAAAGCAGCCACCGGUGUCACCAUGAGCUCCAAGCUCAGCCGCGCUCUCUGGAUUAUCUGCGGCUGCAGUUCUUUGCUCAGCACCAUCCUUGCCCAUCUGACGCAGGCUGCAAGAGAAGUUAUUUUGCUGGAUUCCAAAGCACAACAGACGGAGCUGGAGUGGAUCUCGUUUCCUUCUGACGGGUGGGAAGAGAUCAGUGGCGUAGAUGAGAACUACAUUCCGAUCCGCACGUACCAGGUGUGCAGAGUAAUGGAACCUAAUCAGAACAACUGGCUGCGGACUAACUGGAUUGCAAGAGGCAAUGCUCAGAGGAUAUUUGUGGAGGUGAAGUUUACCCUGAGGGAUUGUAAUAGCAUUCCAGGAGUCUUGGGGACAUGUAAAGAGACAUUUAAUCUGUAUUACUUUGAAAGUGACUCAGAUGCUGGCUGGAACAUCAAGGAGAGUCAGUACCUCAAAAUAGAUACUAUUGCAGCUGAUGAAAGUUUUACUCAAGGGGACCUUGGGGAACGUGUAAUGAAACUUAACACAGAGGUGCGAGAAAUCGGGCCUUUGUCGAGAAAGGGAUUCUACUUGGCUUUCCAGGAUGUGGGUGCCUGCAUUGCCCUCGUGUCCGUGCGUGUUUACUAUAAGAAAUGUUGGUCAAUUGUGGAAAAUUUGGCAGCUUUCCCAGACACAGUGACAGGGUCUGAAUUUUCGUCCCUGGUGGAGGUGCGUGGCACCUGUGUUAGUGACGCAGAAGAGGAAACAGAAAACCCUCCCAAGAUGCACUGCAGUGCAGAGGGUGAGUGGUUGGUGCCCAUUGGGAAGUGCAUCUGCAAAGCAGGAUUUCAGCAGAAAGGAGAUGAAUGUGAGGCUUGUGAGCCAGGAUUCUAUAAGUCAUCAUCGCAGGACCAUCGGUGUGCCCGAUGCCCAGCUCAUAGUCAUACAGCUCAGGAAGGCUCCUCAUGGUGUGAAUGUGAGGAUGGUUACUAUAGAGCUCUCACUGACCCUCCCUCUAUACCUUGUACAAGACCACCUUCUGCACCGCAAAAUCUCAUUUACAACAUCAAUCAGACAACAGUGAGUUUAGAGUGGGGUCCACCAGCAGAUACUGGAGGUCGGGAUGACGUCACCUACAGGAUCAUGUGCAAACAAUGCAGCUGGGAGCAGGGUGAGUGUGUGCCUUGUGGCAGCAGCAUUGGCUUCAUGCCCCAGCAGUCAGGACUGGCAGACACGUAUGUGACAGUUGUGGAUCUACUGGCCCAUGCCAACUACACGUUUGAGGUUGAAGCCGUGAAUGGUGUCUCAGACCUGAGUCGGACCCAGAGGUUAUUUGCAGCUGUCAGCAUAACCACGAGUCAAGCAGCUCCCUCACAGGUUAGUGGCGUAGUGAAGGAUAAAGUACAGCAGAGGACUGUCAAUCUCUCCUGGAAGGAACCAGAGCAUCCCAAUGGAGUCAUCACAGCAUAUGAAAUCAAGUACUAUGAAAAGAAUCUAAAAGAACGGACUUAUUCCACAGUCAAAGCUACCUCAACAUCAACUACCAUCAAUAACCUGAAACCAGGCACAGCCUACAUAUUCCAGAUCCGAGCAUUCACCACAGCUGGCUAUGGGAACUACAGUCCUAGGCUGGAGGUCUUAACCCUUGAGGAGAGUACAGCUACAGCUGCUUCCACUGAACAGAACCCAGUCAUUAUCAUCGCUGUGGUUGCCGUAGCAGGGACCAUCAUUCUGGUCUUCAUGGUGUUUGGUUUCAUUAUUGGACGAAGGUAUGGAACUAAGGAACAUGCAGACGUGGGGCACACGAUCGAGGGCAUUCUGAGAUGUUUUCCUUACGUGAGGAGAGCGAUAGAAAUGCACUGUGGCUACAGCAAAGCUGAACAGGAAGGAGAUGAAGAGCUGUAUUUCCACUUUAAAUUACCAGGUUCAAGAACGUACAUCGAUCCAGAAACCUACGAGGACCCUAACCGGGCUGUCCAUCAAUUUGCCAAGGAAUUAGACACUUCCUGCAUUAAGAUUGAAAGAGUGAUUGGAGCAGGUGAAUUUGGAGAGGUCUGCAGUGGUCGCUUGAAGCUGCCAGGUAAAAGGGACAUGCCAGUUGCAAUUAAAACAUUAAAAGUGGGUUUCACUGAAAAACAGCGAAGGGACUUCCUCUGUGAAGCAAGCAUCAUGGGACAGUUUGAUCACCCCAACGUUGUUCAUCUGGAAGGAGUCGUUACCAGAGGUAAACCAAUUAUGAUUGUAAUCGAAUACAUGGAGAAUGGAGCACUGGAUGCAUUCCUCCGAAAACACGAUGGACAGUUCACGGUGAUUCAGCUAGUGGGAAUGCUACGUGGAAUUGCAGCUGGGAUGAGAUAUCUUGCCGAUAUGGGUUACGUACACAGGGAUCUAGCAGCUCGUAACAUUCUGGUCAAUAGCAAUCUCGUAUGUAAAGUUUCUGAUUUUGGUCUCUCAAGAGUUGUAGAAGAUGAUCCAGAGGCCGUCUACACGACAACAGGAGGUAAAAUUCCAGUACGGUGGACUGCUCCUGAAGCUAUUCAGUACCGUAAGUUUACAUCAGCCAGCGAUGUGUGGAGCUAUGGCAUAGUAAUGUGGGAAGUAAUGUCCUAUGGAGAGCGACCGUACUGGGAUAUGUCCAACCAGGAUGUAAUAAAAGCUAUUGAGGAGGGUUAUCGCCUCCCUGCUCCCAUGGACUGUCCACCUGGCCUCCAUCAGCUGAUGCUCGACUGCUGGCAGCAGGAACGCAGUGAGAGACCCAAGUUCGAUCAAAUAGUUGGGAUCCUGGACAAAAUGAUCCGUAAUCCAAACAGUCUGAAGGUUCCCCAGGGUACCUGCAGUAGGCCAAUUAAUCCUCUUCUAGAUCAGAAUACGCCUGAUUUCACAUCCUUCCGCUGUGUAGGUGACUGGCUGGAAGCCAUCAAGAUGGAACGGUACAAGGAUAACUUCACAGCUGCAGGGUAUAGCACAUUGGAAUCCAUAGCAAGGAUGACUAUUGAGGAUGUAUUGAGUUUGGGAAUUACAUUAGUUGGCCACCAGAAGAAAAUCCUGAGCAGCAUUCAGACUAUGAGAGCCCAGAUGCUGCACUUGCAUGGCACAGGGAUCCAAGUGUAGAUCAUUUCUCUCUUCACGCAAAGGGAACAGACUUUCUGAAAAUUUGGAGGAAAGUCCACCAUCUGCUGCUACGUACUGUCAGUACCAACAUUCUUCUAACUUCCUUCCUAUUGUGGAUCAGAGAUUCAAGGGAAGAUGUGCGACAGUGUUCCUCUAAGCCACCUAAAGAGAAACAAAGAGGAUGUAUAACAGUGCAUAAUGAGAGUGGCUGGAACAUGCACAUUAUGAAGAAACUACUACCUGCAACAUUUAGAACUUUAUACAAAAACAAAACAAAAGAAAAACAUUGAGCGUUCUAACCUUUUUGUCUACUGGGCUUUUUAAAAAUGUACAUAUCAAUUUACAUUGAUUAUAUUUGUGAAAGGCAUCCACCAUGUUAUGGUUAAUCAAUUAAAUUGUUUUUGAGAUUUGUGCUUGCUGAAUGGUGUUCAUUCAGCCGUCUUCUCAUUCCUGACCUGCAACAUUGGGCAGAAGCCAAAGAAGGUUGUCCCUGUCCUAGACUCUUAAUUAAUCAGCAACCCAACUCUAUCUUCCUCAUUUAUUUUAUACAUUUGAUUUUAAAACUUCUGUGCCACUUGUAGAACCAAUUAGGUAGAACCAAUUUAGUUUAAACUUAAUAACUUUUCUUGUUUGGUAUAUAUUUAGCAUCCUCAAACAUUUCCACGUAUUAUUUAUUAGUGUCAGUGAAAUUAUUUCAAUAUACUACAAGCAGAAAUUUACCCGUUCCUAAGCCUUCCAUUGUCCCUUAAGAUUUUAAUCAAUGAGACCUCAAAAUGAGGUUCACGUUCUUUGAAUCAGAUUUUUGUUUUUAGUAAAUAUAGCUAGUCCAAGUCUCAGAGCAUGGUACUUUAGCAAAUAUAUUGAUUGCGAAAACAUUCUAACUAUAAAAUUAGGAAGAACUGCAUCAAAACACUGCAGUUAAUCAUAAAAUGAAUGGUAAAGGCAGGCAUCCCAUUAUUAACCUGAUUUGGCCAGCCUUAGAUGAGAGAGAACCAUGAAGUGCAAAACAUAACGUCGGAUAAAGGAAUGGAUGAAGUCUUGUGUUUGACAUUAGGUAAUGAAUUCAUGAGUGAGUUGUGGGGACUUAGGGCAUAGAAUGAAUAUGGAUCAAUCCAAAGGUCCUAUGUAGAAGGUGACCACAAUCUGCGAAUCCAUAGGAGGACCUAGAGAUGGUUGAAGCAAUCACAUUUUUUUAACUCUGAUCAGAAUGUCUUCCCUUAGAGGAAUGUGGGGCAAAGUUCACACCCAGGAAUUUGUGAUUGGCACAAUCCUACAACUCCUCUAUUCAUUAAAUCUUUCUCACUUGUGUUUUUACUCAACCAUAGUAGGGAUGAUGGUCGCCUGGUCAGCACUGACUGUUAGAGGAUUCCAAAGAGUGGCGCUGUUUAAGUUGAUUUUGAUUGUAUUAUGAGAUAUCCCAUGGCUCAAAUCAGAAUUCUUCUCUCAUCUACUUGUGUUGUGGGAUGUGAACGCUUUUAUGUAAAAGUUGUAAUUUAUUUAUACUGUCAUUUUUUACACAGGUCUGUCUGUAGUGAACUCAAUACACAUUGAAAAUGCACUAUAUUUUUCUAUUUCACUGACAGAGAAUCACAGACAACUCAUUUAUUUUCAGUUGUACAUAAUAAGUAAAAGGAAAAUCACAUUUAGGACCAAAGAAAAUUGUAGAGUAGCAAACAUUGUCUAAAAAGAAAAGUUCUGAAGAGAUGCCGUUUUUCUGACUUUUUCAGAUCAUGUACAGUGAUUUUAUAAUUGUGUUUUUCUCAUUUUUGGGGGUGUUAUGCAUUCUAUUAUUUAUUUUUAUUCGUUUCAGAAACAGUGGCCCUGACUUUCUGCAGAGGGAGGGUGGGGGGAGGAUCUAAGAAUGAUUUAUAGGAACACUAGGAGGAGCAACAGUAGCUCAGCGAAACAAUGCAGAAGAAGGUUGAAGGUUCUUUUUGAGUUAAUGGGAAAAGACUAGCAGAACUCCCACAGAAUGUCAGGAACCAGUAUAAUUUCAUAACAACAUUUUUUCUCGCCAGAAUUUGUUGUACUCUGUUAACUCAGAAUGUGUAUAAAUAUUUCAUUCGCUUUUUUGUGGUUAUUUUCAUGGUCUUAUUUUUCAAUUCUUUGUAAAAGACUGUAAAUAUAUUUUUUGAAAAGUGCUUCCAUGAUAUCUAGUGGUUUGAUUUUGGUUGUUAUAUUGUACUUGUCAAUGGUUAUAUUUGACAUUCUAUAAUCCCGGCCGUAAUAAACUGCCACCAAUAAAUAAACUAUUAGUUCAAAAAAGAAUUAAGGAAAGAUUUUAGAUAAAUGUAAGUCUCUCAUGAAUCA
Messenger RNA from Chiloscyllium plagiosum (whitespotted bambooshark), 5510 nucleotides. RefSeq names its product eph receptor A7 (gene epha7). Gene Ontology annotation, cellular component: plasma membrane; dendrite. Gene Ontology annotation, biological process: protein phosphorylation; axon guidance; ephrin receptor signaling pathway. The record is from RefSeq and is a predicted model, not a curated record. Gene Ontology annotation, molecular function: transmembrane-ephrin receptor activity; ATP binding; protein binding. NCBI's taxonomy places the organism in Eukaryota, Metazoa, Chordata, Chondrichthyes, Orectolobiformes, Hemiscylliidae.